Bipolaris oryzae ATCC 44560 is the source of this 852-nucleotide messenger RNA. RefSeq lists its product as uncharacterized. The record is from RefSeq and is a predicted model, not a curated record. Gene Ontology annotation, molecular function: hydroxyacylglutathione hydrolase activity. The transcript has 6 exons. NCBI's taxonomy places the organism in Eukaryota, Fungi, Ascomycota, Dothideomycetes, Pleosporales, Pleosporaceae. The coding region runs from base 1 to 852 and encodes 283 amino acids.
AUGAACUUUCUCGCCGCUUCAAUCAAGCGUAGUUCUUUAUCAUCAUUUGUUCGGCCCAUUGCAAAACGUUCAUCCGUGCCCGCCCGCGCCAUGCAUAUCCAAUCGAUUCCCAUGUGGGAAGGUACCGGCAACAACUAUGCCUAUCUAGUGUCCGAUGAUAAGACCAAGGAGGCUGUGAUCAUCGAUCCGGCACACCCCCCAGAAGUGCUACCUGUUUUGAAAGAGCAGACCACUACUGGAGGCCUCAAAUUGACAAAGAUAAUCAACACACAUCACCAUCAUGAUCAUGCUGGAGGCAAUACUGAAAUCCUCAAAGCUUUCAACCUGCCGAUAAUUGGCGGACGCGACUGCGAAAAAGUCUCAACUACACCUGCUCACAACGAAACCUUCAACAUCGGCUCCAUCAACGUAAAGGCACUCCAUACACCAUGCCAUACCCAAGACAGCAUCUGCUUCUACUUCGAAGACGGCAACGACCGUGCCGUCUUCACAGGAGACACAUUGUUCAUCGGCGGAUGCGGCCGCUUCUUCGAAGGAAACCCCGAGCAAAUGCACAAAGCCUUGAACGAAACACUUGCAGCACUCCCCGAUGACACCAAAGUCUUCCCUGGACACGAGUACACAAAGGGUAACGUGAAAUUCGCCAAGACAGUGCUUAACAACGAUGCGAUCAAGAAGCUUGACACGUUUUCGCAAGAGAACAAGCAGACGCAGGGCAAGUUUACGAUUGGCGACGAGAAACAGCAUAAUGUGUUCAUGCGUGUUACGGACCCAGAGCUUCAGAAGGUUACUGGUAAGACGGAGCCGAUUGAUGUUAUGGGAGCGCUGCGGGCGAUGAAGGAUAAGUCGUAG